AUGGAUGAACCAACAACCUGGGAGAAACUGGUGCAGAGGACCGAUUGCCUACGCCCAUUUAUAUCACCAACAGACAUAUCUAUAUACGAUGCCGUCUUUCCAGCGUCAACUCAUCCCAAGAUUGCUACCAUAGCUUCACUGAUGAACGAACUUUACACUCUGUUCAUCGAGAUGGGUUACCUACCGCCUACUUCUGUGUCAUUCGCUCCACACAAUACUUGCCCAAUAUCCUUGAAACAUGCUGCUCUGUUCGGACUAGAGAAGCAAGUCGUGGAUCUCUUGCAAAUGCUUCCUUGCUAUGACGGCACAGGACCUAACUGGAACUUUGGAUCUGACCAAGGAGAGUUCUUGUAUGGGGGAGAGUUUGAUAAUGAUCUAAGGGGAGAGGACAAGGAACUCUCCUGGUGGAGAAAAUGUUCUGAUCCAUGCUACUUUACCGAUGUCGGAUGGAAGGGAGCGAGAGCUAUCGGGUGGGACUUGAAAUGUAAAGAUGUUGAUGAGGAAGGUGGGGAGAUGGAGGAGGAGGAGGAGGAAGAGGAAGAGGAGAAGGAUUGGCUGAUGAUUGAUGAACCUGAAGACGACGAUCUUGAGGACGCCGAUUGGGGAGAGACGACUGACGGCAAUCAAGAUACCGAUGAUGAAGAAGCAACUGAUGACGACGAAACGACUGACGACGAAGAAAUGACCGACGCUCCCUCCUCAGACGAAGAAGAGAUCGAAGCAGAAGAACUUCUUACCUUGCAACAAGACACUAUCCUCGCCAACGCGGCAUUGGAGGAAGAAGAAGCUGAAUUUGCAGCAGCGAAAGCAAAGAAAGAAGAGGAGGAAAAGGCCUAUCGAAAAUUACUUGAGGAAGAUCCUAGGAAUGAACGUCUCCUCCUUUACAUGCGCCCCUGGCACGUCACGCUCAACAGUAUCGGCAAUCAUGGUACAAUCCUCUUCGUCAACACCCAUAAUUUCACAAUCUCUCAAACUUGCUUUGGCAAUGUCUGUGAUUUCAGACACAACGCAAUACCUUAUCUCCGCAGCAUGAUCAACAAUUUUAGGACCUUACAAUGGAUCCCUGGUGGACUAUACUCUCCAGAUCAUGACAAGGAAAGAUUUACAGCCUAUGAAAGCCUCUACCUCGAAGCGGGAUGGCCAGAUACCUUUGACCGCGACAAAUUUGAGCGAUCGAGAGAGAAUUAUGAAACCGAACUCCGCCAGCGCUACAUUGGCCAACAACCUCUGAGGGCACUAUCCGAGCAUGUGUCCAAAAUGCGAUCGCGCGAAAUCAACAAACUCCGCUACCAGCACACUCUCGAAAAACUAGCCGCCCUGUCGCCUAAUGCCGACUCAGACGAGCGCAAAAACCUAGAACAGGGAAUUUAUCGCUUUGGAAGAGAGUUUCUACCAGCUCAUUUUGAACCCAUUAGUAAAGACACGCUCGAAGGCUACAAGAACAACCUUAACGAGAUGCUCAAGAAAGGAGCUGCAGAAUCACUAGUCAAGAGCCAGAGAGAAGUGAUAGCAGAGAUAGAACUUGAGAUGCAAGCCACCAGUUUCGAGGAAAAGGAUUGGUUGUUCUAUGAGCUUAGGAGGAAACAAGCACUGACUGUUGACUCAAAGAUGAAAGCGUUGUUCAAGUGUAAACUUAGUUGGAGAGGUUCAUCGAUUGAUCUGCUUGAUGUGGACUUGACACCAGAGAUUGUGAAAGAGAUGGCCAGAGAGAAAUAUGAGAGGAACUUGUAG
Messenger RNA from Aureobasidium melanogenum CBS 110374, 1731 nucleotides. RefSeq lists its product as uncharacterized. NCBI's taxonomy places the organism in Eukaryota, Fungi, Ascomycota, Dothideomycetes, Dothideales, Saccotheciaceae. The record is from RefSeq and is a predicted model, not a curated record. The coding region runs from base 1 to 1731 and encodes 576 amino acids. The transcript has a single exon.